Messenger RNA from Syngnathoides biaculeatus (alligator pipefish), 2138 nucleotides. RefSeq names its product Usher syndrome 1Ga (autosomal recessive) (gene ush1ga). Gene Ontology annotation, biological process: sensory perception of light stimulus; sensory perception of sound; equilibrioception. Gene Ontology annotation, molecular function: protein binding. The record is from RefSeq and is a predicted model, not a curated record. Lineage: Eukaryota; Metazoa; Chordata; Actinopteri; Syngnathiformes; Syngnathidae. The transcript has 4 exons. The coding region runs from base 200 to 1615 and encodes 471 amino acids.
ACCGGCGACGCGCACAACCGCUCGGGACUCGGGACUCGGGACUCGGGAUUGUGGACACCGAGCGACCGACGCUCCGGUGCGGCGGGCAACUCCUCCGCUUCCGACAUGAGGAGAACGACGAGGACGUGGAGGUGGCGGCGGCGGCGGUCCCUGCGGUGUCGACGAAGCCGAACCGAGGCGGACGAAUAACGGGCUCGCCAUGAACGACAGGUACCACAAGGCGGCCCGGGACGGCUACCUGGACCUGCUCAGGGAGGCCACACGCAAGGACCUCAACGCGCCCGACGAGGAUGGCAUGACGCCCACGCUGUGGGCGGCCUACCACGGAAACCUGGAGACUCUGCGGCUCAUCGUGGCCAGGGGGGGGAAUCCUGACAAGUGUGACAUAUGGGGCAACACACCCCUCCACUUAGCCGCUGCCAACGGCCACCACAACUGCCUUUUCUUCCUGGUGUCUUUCGGGGCCAACAUAUGGUGCCUGGACAACGACUACCACACCCCUCUGAACAUGGCUGCCACCAAGAGUCACAUGGACUGCGUUCGCUACCUGGACUCCAUCGCCUCCAAGCAAAUGGGCCUCAACCCCAAGCUCGUGAACAAGCUGAAAGAACGAGCGUUUCGAGACGCCGAGCGGCGCAUCAAAGACUGCGCCAAGAUGCAGAAGAAGCACCACAAGCGCAUGGAGAAGAAGUUCCAAAAGGAGGCGCCCGAGGCGUCCGUGUCGGACGUCAUGAGUUUUUCCAGUUACAGCAGCGGCUCUGUUAGCCACAAGCUGCACAACUUCAGCGCAGCCACCGUCAAUGUGCCAUAUUCGCAGGCUACUCUUCACGCCACAAACCGAGGAAAGACGAAGAUCCAGAAGAAACUGGAGAAAAAGAAACAAGGCGACGGGAGCUUUAAGAUCUACGAGGACGGCAGGAAGAGCGUGCGCUCCCUCUCCGGGCUCCAGAUGGGCAAUGACGUCAUGUUCCUGAAACCCGGCACGGACGUCAACCCCAAGGAUUAUGGCCGCCGCAACGUCCGUGACAUGUUUCCCAGAGACCACAACGAUGACGCCAUUUCACGUGCCAUCAGCGAGCCGGACCUCCACGGGGCCAAUGCGGACCACUCGGAGGUCAGCACAGACUCGGGACACGAUUCCCUGUUCAACCGGCCCGGCCUGGGCACCAUGGUCUUCAGGAGGAACUACGUGAGCGGGGGGAUGUUCGACCUGGGCGAUCCAGAUGGAUCUGAUGGCUUGGGCAACGCGGUGCGUCUACGCAGCAGGCUGCACCCUCACCGCAGCCUGGACGAGGACAGCAUAGGAAGUGCUCGCAGCCUGCAGGAGAGGAACAUGGAGGAGAUUCCCUGGGAGGAGGUGGAAUUGGGGCUGGAUGACGACGACGAAGCCCACACCAGCCCGCUGGAAGUCUUCCUGGCCACGCAGUGCAUGAGCGACUUCUUCUCCAUCUUCAGGAGAGAGAAGAUCGACCUCCAAGCGUUGAUGCUCUGCUCCGACCAAGACCUCAAGAGCAUCCACGUCCCAUUAGGACCGAGGAAGAAGAUCUUAGAUGCCUGUCGGAGACGGCUUGAGACAAUUGACGACCCGGAGUGCAUGGAAGACAGUGAACUAUGAUCCAAGCGGAGGUGUGCUCAUCAACGCAGGCGGAAACGAGAACAUCAUCUACCUCUAACGUGGAAAGGAUCAAGGCAAAAAAAUUCAAAGUUGCAGUCUCGAAAGAACUUCUUGUGUCGGGGGACACACGUUUGCCCCCCCGUGGGGUCGACUCAGACUCUCGUGCCUGUGCUCUUUUACUCUUGAAACACUAGACGUGCAAUUAUUAAUGUAAUGUCACAUUUCAUUUAACCUCUCGUUUGAACGCAUCGCAAAGCUGGUCCCCGCCAAGGCAGGACAACUGCACAUUUGCAGUUGUGAACUACUUGAGAGUGUGUGAACGCGUCGCUCGGUAACUUUUAUCAUACUUGCCCGUCGUCGCUUAUUGUACUUGCGCACUCCGUGUAGUGCAUGUUGAGUCAAUAUUUAUGUAGAUUAUGAUAGCUCACAAGUUCAUAACGAUCUAUUUGAAGACUUUUAUGGUCUCCGUGGACUUCUCUGCACAUUGUUAAUGUGUUCGCAUUUGGAUUAGAUUAUGUAAUAA